Oldenlandia corymbosa var. corymbosa is the source of this 3337-nucleotide messenger RNA. The record is from the annotation of a GenBank genome assembly. NCBI's taxonomy places the organism in Eukaryota, Viridiplantae, Streptophyta, Magnoliopsida, Gentianales, Rubiaceae.
UCUUUAGACACUUCGUACUUCGGUCUGAUCUUCUUGGGGUUAUUGAUUCAGUUCUUCUUCUCGUCUCAUCGGGCUUCUCUGCGCUCCGGUCUCUGUAGCUCAAGGAUUGGUGUGAGAAGUAGUGUAAAUGCAAUGGAUCCGUAUGUUUUUUGAAGACGAUUUUUGUUUGUUAUUCCGGGCUUCUAUUCCCGGUUACUGCUCCAAGCAAACUACAAAAUUGUCAAAGAUGAGCUUUUUAAAGUUCGGCGGCCGGAGGAAAUCGACGGCCGUUGUACUGGCGUUACAACUGUCAGCUUUGGAAUAAUCGGGUUGUUUUCUUUCAACAUCCUUUUUGGGUUCGUUGUUGCGGCGUAUCUGAUUGUUUCUGAGUCUUAUGAUUUAAGCAUUUGUUGUUGGGGGGAAGAAUCAGAAUUUUAGUUUCCAGAUGAUUGAAUUGUGCACAUUUAAGAUCUGAGAAACCAUGGAGGAACUAUUGAUUGUUCUGUUUUUUGGUUGCUAGUUGACCUUUCUGUUUGCUGUGCCAGUGGUCUCAUUUGUGUUUUUGGGUGAAUCCUGAUCAAUUUUCCUUAAUAUGUUAUUAGUUGUUGGAGUAGUUUUUUUUUUUUUUUUUGGGAUGAUUGUCUGCUUGUGAUGGCACCGAAUUUGGACGUGGUUAGCAUUAAUUCAUUGUUCAAACAUAAAAUUAGGAGGAGAAUUUAACUAAACUAGAUAUAUUAAAUUGAACUAUUUAUUAUGUAUUUGUUGAACCAUUUUUUUUUCUUUUGCUUAUAAGUCCAAAUAAACGCAAGACAUCUAGGCUAAAUUGCCUUUCUUCUCAAGUCGGCCAUAAAGUAUUCCCAGAACCUUCCAUUUUCUAGAUUAUUUUUUAUCCGGCUUAAGGUGAAAAGAUAGGAUUCAAUUUAUUUAAAGUUAUUUCCUACCUAAAAUCAUUUCUAAAACCAAUGUUUUUAUAUUCUUUUUAUCAGUUUCAUUUUCUACAUCAUUCCCACCAUCAAACUUUCUCCCCACUCCUUCGUUUUUGCCCUCCUCUCGUGCAUCACCAUCCUCACCUCACCAUUUUCCACCUUUUUGAAUCAGUAAAUCAAUCACAUUAGAGGAGUAAAGGAAGCUGGAAAAUAUAUAUUUUACUAAAGGAAGGGAAGAGAUGACCGGGAAGGAAAAAAGGGAAAGAGGGAAAGAGUAGAAGAACAAAGGUAACUGGGACUUGGCUUUUAAUUCAUGUAGUUGUAUUUUGGUGUGUUUUGCUGGGUAGUUUCUUGGUUUGGGGUAAUUGAAUUGGCAUUAGAACUAGUGAAUUGAAUUGGGAGCUCUCGUUGGGACAAUUCCGGUUCGGUGGGUAGCUUGCUAGUUUAAUUUUGUUGCCUAUAUGAUAUCUAUUCCCAUUGAUUUUGUUUUUGCCAUUUCCUACUGGUUCAAAUGGAAUAUAUUUGCUUGGAAUUGAGGCCUAUCGCCAGAAAACAGAGGGGGAGAGAAAGAUGAUUGUUUGCUGCUAUUGUAUUGUUUUUCAAUGAAAAUGAUUUUGUCAAACAUACUGUAAAUGUUGAGUUUUUUAAUGUCGUGUCAUCGGGAUUUAUGGUCUAUCUUUAUUGAAUUAGGUGCUAUAGGUGAAGGGUAAUGGUGGUGAAGACGUUGCAGCUCUCAUGUUAUUCUUGUUGCUAGUUGAUAAUUAAAUAAGGAAGACAGAAUGCAUGUUAUGAUGGUGAUGAUGAUGAUGUCUCUGUUUUAUGGUUGAUGAUGCUUCUGUUUUGCUAUUUCUUGCUAAUUUUGUGUGUGAGAAUGGGGAGGGGAAAGAGAGGGAGCAGAGGAGCUUGGAGUUUUAUUCGUAAAUUUCAAGAAAAGAAAGAAAGCUUAAGUGUGGGUCGGAUUGGUAGCUGGUGUAGUGAGCUGGGGCUUUGAAGCUUUUAUGGGAAUAAAACUAAGAUUUAGGUUAGCUCUUCUUGUUAAUCGUUAGUUGAUUUAGGAAAAUAAACAGUAGCUAAACUAUAGAAUUCUUAUAUUCUUAUGUUUGAUAGAAAUUGUUGUCUAGACAAUAUCACCUGCAGCUUGUGCCUCUUUUGACAGGAAUUUUCUGUAAACCAAGUUCUGGUUUAGCUCUCUUGGGUCAGGUAGUUCUCUCCUUUAGGUAACUCGUCUGCUGACAUAUUUGUCUGCUGUUCUUAUUCCAUGAUAAAACUAUCACACACGAUUGUUUUUUUCUAUCCUGUUAUCAUUCGAAUUUGCCAUAAUUGCAGUGACUAAUUCCCGUGUGGAUAAAAAGUAUUUAUAGUGGAAAAUACAUUGUUGAAUUUCCCUUUUGAAGUUGACUGGUUUGUUGAUUAUCAGUUGACUUGAAAUUUUAGUAUUGUCUAAUUUACUUUGUGGUCGAGUAUCUAUCUCUUGGCUGAUAUAGUGUUGUGAUAGGGAUAAACUUAUGUUCAUAUUUUUCCCAUCAACAUCUCUUGAUUAUUUCUUUUUCACUGACUUGCAGUGAGGAGUGAGAAUGAGUAUGCUUUCAAGGAGGUUGCUAUCAUCCCGUGCUAAGGUUGGAGAACUUUGGCGAGCCUGUUCUAGUCUCCCUAGAUCAACUAUUUCCGGCUCCCAACAUGAUACUACAUUACCAUCAUUGGGAACUUUUCCAGCAGCGGCUGCUAGAUCUAGAUUUGUGUCUUUAUCUCCUCAAGGAAACUUUCGAGCCUUCUCAUCCCUCCCUUCUACGAAUGAACAUGCCAAAGCUGGUACUCAACCACGUAAUGCUGUCCCAGAACUACCAGUGCGGGUUAAGUAUUUGAAUACAGUUGCCCUACUUCCGUUGAUGGCAGUCCGUGAGAAAAUAUCUUCCAGUAUACUACUUAACCUUUCUCUGUUCUGGCACAUAAACCAUGGUGUGAAGGAGAUUAUGGCAGACUAUGUUCACCAUGAAAUUUCCCGAUAUUGGAUCAUGAUAGUUCCUGUCCAAAAUCAUGCUAAAACAAUCACACCAGAAAUUGCCUCAUUUUCUCUUCUAGCUUCCGAGAUCGACUACUUCAAACGUAACAGUAAAAUUUCAAACUCUGAAAUAGAAAGUAGAAACCUUCUCAAAGUUCUUCGAAAGAAAUUUGCAAAGAUGCAGAAUGAGGAGGGACAGAACAUGGAUCUUUACAUUCCAAGGAAAUGCUCUGCAACCAAUAGGUUGAUUACUUCCAAGGAUCACGCCUCUGUUCAGCUGAACAUUGGCCAUUUGGAUGAGCAUGGUGUGUACACGGGCAACUUUUCUACCUUUGCCCUAUGCGGUUUUGUCCGUGCUCAGGGUGAUGCUGACAGUGCCCUUGAUCGCCUAUGGCAAAAGAAGAAGGAGAAGGUUGAUGUACGCCAGCAGUAG